Messenger RNA from Manacus vitellinus (golden-collared manakin), 1029 nucleotides. It is a transcript of the gene ABHD17A, whose product is annotated as abhydrolase domain containing 17A. The coding region runs from base 1 to 714 and encodes 237 amino acids. Gene Ontology annotation, molecular function: palmitoyl-(protein) hydrolase activity. The transcript has 4 exons. Lineage: Eukaryota; Metazoa; Chordata; Aves; Passeriformes; Pipridae. The record is from RefSeq and is a predicted model, not a curated record. Gene Ontology annotation, biological process: protein depalmitoylation. Gene Ontology annotation, cellular component: endosome membrane; plasma membrane.
AUGGAUCUAGGGGUGUUGGCCCUUCGUGUCCCAGGGUUUGGAUUUUGGCUGGCCGGUGCUUCCCGUGGAUCUCCUUCCCGGGAUAACGCGCCAUUCCCGUCUCCCGGUGUCAGGUACACGGUGCUGUUCUCCCACGGCAACGCCGUGGACCUGGGGCAGAUGAGCAGCUUCUACAUCGGGCUGGGCACCCGAAUCAACUGCAACAUCUUCUCCUACGACUACUCCGGCUACGGCGUGAGCACGGGGAAGCCCUCGGAGAGGAACCUCUACUCCGACAUCGACGCCGCGUGGCAGGCGCUGCGGACGCGGUACGGGAUCAGCCCAGAGAACAUCAUCCUGUACGGGCAGAGCAUUGGCACCGUGCCCACGGUGGACUUGGCCUCCCGCUACGAGUGCGCGGCCAUCGUGCUGCACUCGCCGCUCACCUCGGGCAUGCGCGUCGCCUUCCCCGACACCAAGAAGACCUACUGGUUCGAUGCCUUCCCCAACAUCGAGAAGAUCUCCAAGAUCACCUCUCCCGUCCUCAUCAUCCACGGCACGGAGGACGAGGUCAUCGACUUCUCCCACGGGCUGGCGCUGUUCGAGCGCUGCCCCAAGGCCGUGGAGCCGCUCUGGGUGGACGGGGCGGGGCACAACGACAUCGAACUCUACAGCCAGUACCUCGAGCGCCUUCGGAAAUUCAUCUCCCAGGAGCUGCCCAGCCAGCGCAACUAGGGCGGGCGGGGGCCCUGCCCGUCCCUCCGUUCUCCCAGUGUCCCUCCCCAUCCCAGGUGCAAUGACUUUGUUCGGCCUCGGCUCCGGGCUCGGGAGCACGGGCGGUGUUUCCUCUGGGACACAAGCACAGCUCUCCUGCCGCCCGGUGCCAGCCCUGGCGCUGCUGGCACCCCUGGCACGGCUGGGCAGACACGGCAGCUCCCUCCUCCCCCCUUCCCAGAGACACGAGAGCCCCCCCUCCGGCGGCGGAUCCUUGGCUUCGGACACGUCCUCGUCCCCUCUCCCGGGACAGCGAACCCCCGAGCCCCUCCCGAG